CAGUAAACAGGCCCAAUCUUCCAACAUCCAACUUCCAACCAAUGCGUAUCUUCCAACGUUCCAUAACCACCACAAAUUUCAACCGAACUCGCAGUCAUCGGACACGUUAUCUAUCGCACAGCAAACAAAAUGGUCCUCCCACUCUCCGAUGCUUCAAAACACUCCGAUGCUUAUCCGUGGCAUCAUCUCCACUCCUCUUCCCUCCUCUCUCCGCCUCACAACCCCUACUCCCCGCCCCAAAAACGUCGUCGUCUUAGCUCAAACCCCGACCAGUACGACUCCUAUCCCAACCAACCACUCCAUCUCCGACCAAGCCCUCGAAUCCCGGGGCUUCGUACUCCGCCGCACCAUCGACGACCUCAACCUCGACCACCUCAACACCGUGUUCGUGGCCGUCGGUUUCCCGAAGCGGGAUCCGCAGAAGAUAAGGCUGGCACUGGAGAACACGGACUCCCUGCUGUGGGUCGAGUACAAGAAGACGCAGAGGCCGGUGGCGUUCGCACGGGCGACGGGCGACGGCGUGUUCAACGCCAUAAUAUGGGACGUGGUGGUGGACCCUUCGUUCCAAGGGAUUGGGUUGGGGAAGGCUGUCAUGGAGAGGUUGUUGGAAGACCUGCUAUCAAGAGGGAUCUGUAACAUAGCAUUGUAUUCGGAGCCUCGAGUUCUCGGGUUCUAUAGGCCCUUGGGAUUUGUGUCGGAUCCUGAUGGGAUCCGGGGAAUGGUGUACUCCACAAAGCACAAAAAGAAGAAGAAAUAGAGAGUUUUAUUUUUUCGACAA
Molecule: messenger RNA, 778 nt
Organism: Juglans microcarpa x Juglans regia
Lineage: Eukaryota; Viridiplantae; Streptophyta; Magnoliopsida; Fagales; Juglandaceae
Product: serotonin N-acetyltransferase 2, chloroplastic
Exons: 1
Coding region: 149-757 (202 amino acids)
Cellular component (GO): cytoplasm
Molecular function (GO): N-acetyltransferase activity
Source: RefSeq, a predicted model, not a curated record